ACUGCCUUUAUUGAGGUCAAAGUUGAAGAUGAAAAUGAGGAUGGCGAACUUACCUUUGAAUUUGUGUCUAAACUAGAACUUGCUAAUUAUGAAAUUAAUAUAGUCGAAUUUGGAGGGGAAUCGAUAAAGUUAAGAUCAUUAAUAGAUCAAAUAGUUACCAAAGCUAAACCAGCACUAGAAAUUAAAAAAGAAAUUAUAGAUCCUAUCCUCUGGCAUGUAAAAAAUAAACCUCGUUCAAUAUGUGUAUUAAAGUCUACUCUUCAACAAUGUAGAAAAAAUAUUAUUAUUGAUUUUAUUGGUGAUAAAGUCUUAGGACCAAAGCUCUAUUAUGCAACAUCUGAUCUAGGAAAAAUUCUUGGAAAAUUCAACAGUCUUAUUCAAGAACCAAAAGUGUCUAUAGAAUGUAAAGGUCUUGAAUCUAUUCAUUUAAAAGAUUACUCAGCAUUUAUAGUUAUAAGCAACCAGGAUGCCCUGCUUAAAAUAGAUGCAGGAGAUGCUCAUAUAGUUUGUUUUGAUGUAUCUGCAUGCUGUAGAGUGAAUAUACCAUAUUUCAAACGUUUGGCUAAAAUACUAGAACAUCCUGACACACCAGAGAUAGUUAUGUCAUAUCUUCUUAAUCGUGAUCUUUCAAAUUGGGACCCACAAGAUAUUCCCAAUACUAAAAUGAAAACAGAUACAAUACUGGAGCAUCUUCUCAGCUCUACUCAAUUUAUAAUUGAUCAGUAUUGGGCAUGGUGUGAAGCUAAUGGUGAGAAACUAUUUAGUAAUAAUAUAUUAGGUAAAAAAUUUACACAUAUUAACAUCGAAAAUAAAUGUGCUAGUGCUGAGACAUCAACCACAGAUUGCAUUGAAAAAGGCAAGAAUUCAUCACCCAUACCUAUUCCAGCAGUUACUAAUAUAACCCAGAAUCUCUUCGAUUAUAUAACAGGUCAAUUGGAAUAUUCAGUUGCUUCAUUAUCCAAGACUACUGAUAUAUCCAUGACUCCUGAGAUCGAAUACUUAGAAUUCAUGAAUGAUAAAACAGAACCUUCUCCUAAGAUCAUUGAAGAACCAGAGAUUCGAGGCUAUGUCUCAUUAGUGAAUGAUAAGUCUAAGACCAAUAAUGAAGAAGCUAGCACCCAAUCGAAAACAUAUCUACCUGGAUAUAUAUCCCGAGCAGAAAGGAAGACGUAUUUAAGAGAAACUGUAAUUAAAUAUGGCGAAGACCCAGAUAAGUUCAUGACUAUAACUGAAGAGAAUAGAGACUUAAGAAGUAGGAAAAAUAAAACUAUAAAUUUGGUUGAAAGUAAUUGUAGAAUAGCAAUAACCAAGCCCUCAAAAAGUUUAGAAGAAGAGAUCGUCAGAGAGAAAGCAAAACAAAUCUUGCAAAAUAGAUAUAGGUUUAGUGAAGAUCAAGAUAAACUUAGCAUUAGAGAUGUAAGAGCUGAAGCUUAUGCCUUAGCCCUAUCAGCAAAAAAUGCUAAUGCUGGCUCAUCACAUCUCACUUGUCUUUGUAGAGAAUUAAGGAAUCUUAAUGCAUUACUUGAGAUAAUUGAGAGUGUCAUUCGGAAAAAAGCUGAAGCUAAACGUAUCGAUUAUCCAGAUGAAUUUACAUUAGAAUCAGUCAAAGAAAGAUUAGAUACGUAUAAUAUUAAAACUUUACCUGAUUGUCAGGCUCUUGCUGAUGUUAUGGUGAUGCUUUGUAUUCGUCCUGCUAAACUCAAAACUUUACGUAUUACAGAUGCUGAAGUGACAGGAUAUGCGAAGAAUCGAGGUCAGCUAGAUAUUCCUAGAAAAUUUAGAUCGAUGGAAAAGACUCAAGAACAAGCCAAAGAACUACUCACUUGGAUUCAGUGUGCUAUAUCAUCUGAACGAAUAGGUGAUCCAGGUAAGCUAGGAGUUAAAUGGUUCAAUAAAUUCUUAAAAGAUUAUGAUUUAAUUCCUAAAUAUUUACGUAAAUUAGGAGCAGUUUACGGUGCAGUAGCACAUGAGGCUAAGAAUAUGGUCCACGCUUAUACAAUUGCUGAAGAAUGUCUAUGUCAUUUAUCUGAUAAUCAUACUUCUCCUGUGCAAAAUUAUGUUGUAGUCAAUUAUAGAAAAAGAGUAAAAGCGUUAAUUGAUACAACAUCUAAAUAUAAUACUAUUAGCAAACACUUAUUCGAUAAGCUUGAAUCUGAUCAUGGAUUAGAAGGUAUAGUUAGUGAUGAUCUGAUAGGUGAAGAAAUAAAAGGCUUAGAUUUACAGUUUCACAUUAAAAGAAAGUGGCAAAGUUUAGGUGAUACUGAACUAAUAGACUUUCAAAUUCACAAAAAUCCAUUAUUCGAUCUAGUGUUGGGGCAAGAUUGGUUAUGGAUGCGUGAAGCAAAAAUAAGCUUUGGACAUUCUCCCAAAACCCAUGUCCGCUAUGCUAAAAUUGUAAUAGAUGGUAUGAGCAUCCCGUUAUUCGAUGAAGAUUUUAACAAAGCCAGCUUCACUAAAAAUAAUUUAUCUAAAUCAACGGAAUCUAAACCUGGUCUAGCUCAAGAAGAGAGUAAGAAAAAUAAUGUCAAAUAUUCCACAAAUGCUUCUUCUAAUUCAGACACUUCAGACAGCGAUUCAAGUAAUUCUUCCAUAUCUAGUUCAGAAAUAGAAGUUACACAUACGCAUAAGACUAGAGCAGUAAAGAAACGCCCUAUUCGAAAGCAUAAAGUAAAAGGUAAAGUUAAUUAUCGAGCUUGA
This is a messenger RNA of Scutellospora calospora, 2697 nucleotides long. The record is from the annotation of a GenBank genome assembly. NCBI's taxonomy places the organism in Eukaryota, Fungi, Glomeromycota, Glomeromycetes, Diversisporales, Gigasporaceae.